Messenger RNA from Cyphellophora europaea CBS 101466, 849 nucleotides. Its product is annotated as urease accessory protein UreG. The transcript has a single exon. Gene Ontology annotation, molecular function: nickel cation binding; GTPase activity. The record is from RefSeq and is a predicted model, not a curated record. Lineage: Eukaryota; Fungi; Ascomycota; Eurotiomycetes; Chaetothyriales; Cyphellophoraceae. The coding region runs from base 1 to 849 and encodes 282 amino acids.
AUGACUCAUACCCACGACCACAGCAACGGUGCACCGCAUUCCCAUGCGGGCGUGCCAGACCACGGCCACACGCACGAGCACUACACCAACGCUGGCUCAUUCCUGAACCGCGAGCAACCCCUUCUCGCCGACCGUGACUUCAGCACCCGCGCCUUCACCAUCGGCAUCGGCGGCCCCGUGGGCUCCGGCAAGACGGCGCUGCUGCUAGAGCUGUGCCUGGCGCUGCGCGACGCCUACAACAUCGCAGUCGUGACCAACGACAUCUUCACGCGUGAGGACGCCGAGUUCCUGACCAAGCACGGCGCCCUAACUCCCGAGCGCAUCAUCGCCAUCGAGACUGGUGGCUGUCCCCACGCCGCUGUGCGCGAGGAUAUCAGCGCCAACCUGCUAGCCCUCGAGGGCCUGCAGGCAAAGUUCAAAACCGAGUUGCUGCUUAUUGAGAGUGGAGGCGAUAACCUUGCGGCGAAUUACUCGAGGGAGCUGGCAGAUUUUAUCAUUUAUGUCGUUGAUGUGGCUGGUGGGGAUAAGGUGCCGAGGAAGGGCGGGCCGGGAAUCACGGGAAGUGACUUGCUGGUGAUCAACAAAUGUGACUUGUCGAAUGCAGUGGGCGCGGAUGUGGACCUUAUGGAGAGGGAGGCGUUGAAGAUCAGAGAAGGAGGACCGGUCGUGAGGGCGGUGGUGAAGAACGGCGUCGGAGUAAAGGAGACAGUGGACCUGAUCCUCGGGGCCUGGAAGGGUACUGAAGGCUACAGCAGCGCGAAGAAGAGGUGGGAUGCAGGCGGCCAGAAAGGCAGUGGCGAAAAUCCAAACGUGGUGCGCUAUACGAGGAAUCCGAACCGAUUGUCAUGA